AUUAUUAUUAUAUAUCCUCAUCGUUGCUUAGACUUGGUCAUAUAUCACAUUUUCAAUGGCCAAACUAUGCUCUAGUUAUUCUAAUUUGCUCUGUAUUCUCUCUGUCUCACUCUAUUACUUCUUCUUCACUACUUGCUUAGCUAAAAGUACUAAAAACAUCACCACAGAUGAAUUUUCACUUCUAGCAUUCAAAUCAUCUAUUACCUUAGACCCUUAUCAUAUGCUUAGUAAUUGGUCAAUUUCCACUAAUUCUUCUUCUUCUUCUUCUUUCUCUUCAUGCAAUUGGGUUGGUGUUACUUGUGAUGAACAUCAUGGAAGAAUAAAUGCAUUGAAUCUUAGUAACAUGGGCCUUGAAGGUACCAUUUCCCCUCAACUAGGAAAUCUUUCUUUUCUUGUUUUUCUUGAUCUACAAGGCAAUAAUUUCCAUGGUGAGUUACCACAAGAGUUACUUCAAUUGCAUAGAUUGAAAUGGUUGGAUUUGAGUUACAAUAAUUUUGUUGGAGAAAUCCCUUUAAGGAUAGGGGACUUAUCAAAACUUCAAUAUUUAGAUCUUGGUUAUAAUAAAAUUGUUGGAUAUAUUCCUCAAUCUAUAUCCAAUUUGUCAAUGUUGGAAUACUUAGAUUGGAAAUCAAAUUUGGUCAAAGGAACUAUUCCACAUGUUAUUUGUCAACUUGGUAGGUUAAGAAUUUUGGAUGUUAGAAAUAACAAACUCUCUGGAAUCAUACCAUCCACAAUUUCCAACAUGUCUUCACUUGAAGAAAUUCAUUUGUCAAAUAAUUCAUUAUCAGGAGAAAUUCCAAAAGGAAUUGGUGAUCUUACACAACUGACAAUCUUGAACCUUCAAAAUAAUCUUCUCUUUGGCAACAUAUCAUCAACAAUAUUAAUGUUCAACAACUCAUCAUUGCAAAAAUUGGCACUUGGUUUUAACAACCUCAGUGGCAUUCUUCCAUCAAAUGUUUGUCAAGGACUUCCAAACCUUAAAUUACUCUAUCUUUAUGUUAAUGAUUUUUCUGGUAAGAUGCCAAAUAUUUGGCGUUUUUGCAAAGAGUUAGAAGAUUUGGAGUUAUCCUUCAAUAAUUUUGACAAAGGACAUAUGCCACCUGACAUUGGAAACUUGAUCAAGCUUCAAUCUUUAUAUCUUACUAGCGUCAACUUGGAGGGUGAAAUUCCACUCUCCCUCUUCAACAUCUCUUCUUUAAUGGAGAUCAACCUUAAUGGAAACAAUUUAUAUGGAACUCUUCCACAAGAGAUGUGUAAUCAACUUCCUCAACUUGAGAUUUUUACCUUAUUUGGUAAUCAUUUUGAAGGAGCCAUUCCACGAUCAAUUGGCAAUUGCACAUUAUUGCAAUCAUUAACUUUACAGAAUAAUUUUUUUUCAGGUUCAAUACCAAUGGAGAUUGGCAAUCUCAAUCAACUUCAGCUUCUACAAAUGGGAAAUAACAGCUUAAGUGGACCUAUUCCUUCAAAAAUCUUCAACAUUUCAACAUUGGAAUAUUUGCAUCUUGAACAAAAUUCUUUCACAGGCAUGCUUCCAUCUAACAUGGGAUUUGGCCUUCCUAACCUACAACAAAUACACAUAUAUGGAAACAAACUUGCUGGAAAAAUUCCAAAUAGUAUAUCCAAUGCUUCAAAUCUAGUCAUAAUUGACUUGAGUUCGAAUGAGUUUAGUGGAAAUAUACCAAACUCAUUUGGAAAUUUAAGAGUCCUUGAAUCACUCAUCAUAGCUGGCAAUAAUUUGACAAUAGAUGAUUCUCUUGAAUUUGACUUCUUAACUUCACUAACAAGUUGUAGAUAUUUGAAACAUCUUGAAGUAUCUAAGAUAAGUUUCCAAUCAAAACUUCCCAAGUCCAUUGGAAACUUAACUUUAGAACACUUUUGGGCAAACUCUUGUGGAAUUAAUGGAAAUAUUCCACUAGAAAUCGGAAACAUGAGCAACCUGAUUCGCUUAUCUCUGAGUCAUAAUGAUUUCCGUGGAUCAAUCCCGAGUACAAUUAAAGGGUUACAUAAACUUCAAUCUUUGGAUCUUAGCUACAAUGGAUUGCAAGGAUCUAUAGUUCAUGAGCUUUGUGAAAUUAGGAGUUUGAGUGAGUUGAAUUUAACAAACAAUAAGCUUUUUGGAGAGUUACCAACAUGUUUGGGAAAUUUGACUUCUCUUAGAAAGUUUGACUUAGGAUCCAAUAGGUUAACCUCUACAAUACCUUCCUCAUUUUGGACUCUCAAAGAUGUUUUAGAGGUAAACUUAUCCUCCAAUGCUAUAAUUGGAGAUCUUCCACCUAUGAUUAAGAAUUUGAGAGCUCUUGUAUCAUUAGAUUUGUCAAGAAAUCAAAUUUCAAGCAACAUUCCAUCAACCAUAAGUUUCUUGACAACUUUAGAAACUUUGUCCUUAGCAUAUAACAAAAUCAAAGGGCCUAUUCCAAAAUCACUUGGUGAAAUGGUAGGCUUGAGUUUCUUGGACUUGUCUCAAAAUCUUAUAACCGGCGAGAUCCCAAAAUCCUUAGAGUCACUUUCUUAUCUUAAAUACAUUAAUCUUUCAUACAAUAGAUUGCAAGGAGAGAUUCCUAAUGGAGGACCUUUCAAAAAAUUCACAUCUCAAUCUUUCAUGCAUAAUGAAGCACUUUGUGGUAGUCCUUACUUACUAUUUCCUCUAUGUGAUAAACAAAUUAGGAAAAAAUCAAAGACAAAGAUGAUAUUAAUCACUUGCAUAUCUUCCUUAAUUGUUGUGUUGGGAAUUGCAUGGAUAAUACUUCAAAUGCAUAAAAGGAAAAAAGUUGAAAAACCUCUUGAAAAGGAUUUAUCAACUAAUUUAGGGCUUUUAAGAAGGCUUUCCUAUUCUGAACUUGUGCAAGCAACUAAUGGAUUUAGUGAGAGUAAUCUACUUGGAAGAGGUGGCUUUGGAUCAGUGUAUCAAGGAAUGCUUUCUAGUGGAAAGAUGGUAGCAAUUAAAGUACUUGAUUUGAAAUUGGAAGCAACAUCAAAAAGCUUUGAUGCAGAAUGCAAUGCUAUGCGUAAUCUUCGACAUCGAAAUCUUGUUGAGAUUAUUACUAGUUGUUCAAAUGUUAAUUUUAAAUCUUUGGUCAUGGAGUUUAUGUCAAAUGGAAGCUUGGAAAAAUGGUUAUACUCAAAUAACCAUUGUUUAGGUUUCUUACAAAGGUUGAAUAUAAUGAUAGAUGUGGCAUCUGCAUUGGAGUAUCUUCAUCAUGGUUCUUCAAUACCAGUGGUUCAUUGUGAUUUGAAGCCUAGUAAUGUGCUACUAGAUGAAAAUAUGGUUGCACAUGUCGGGGAUUUCGGAAUUUCCAAGCUCUUGGAUGAAGGACAUUCUAAAGCUCAUACUCAAACUUUAGCUACUAUUGGCUAUGUUGCACCAGAGUAUGGAUCUAAGGGAGUUGUUUCUGUUAAAGGAGAUGUGUAUAGCUAUGGAAUAAUGCUAAUGGAAAUGUUCACAGGAAAGAAGCCAACAAAUGAAAUGUUUGCAGAAGAAUUAACCUUGAAAAUGUGGAUUAGUGAAUCGAUGCAUAAUUCAAUAAUAGAAGUUGUGGAUUGCAAUUUAGUCUCACAACAUGGGAAAGAAAUUCAAGAUAUUUUAGUUCAUGUAUCAUCUAUUUUGGCUUUGGCAUUGAGAUGUUGUGAAGAUUCGCCUGAGGCACGAGUUAGUAUGACGAAUGUAACUGCAUCGUUGAUGAAGAUCAAGACCUUAUUCAUAUAAUGAAAAAGGAAAUCAAGAAAUAAAAUUACAUAUAUAGUGAAUUACAUCAUCCACAUCCUACUUGGUUAAUGCUUGGUCACUAAGUCAAUGGUGUACCGUUAGUCAGUUGUAUUAGCUUAUCUAUUUAAGCAUCAUCAUUUGUAAGAAUCAAUUAAGAUGAUUAAUUAGAAUGAAAAGUUUAUGAAAUGAAUGGUUCUCACUCUAUUCUCUGUAGGUUCACAAUCUUCUUAACAGAAUUAAAUACUCAAUGGUAUUUGUUUGGAAGAAAUUUGUGGAAGAAAUUUGCUUGGGUGAUUGGAUUAAGUUAUUUGUUUGGUCAUGCAUUGUUGGUUUCUAUUUUCUCAAAGCUUUUUGAUGCUCAAGUCUUGGUUGGCUUAAUUGUUUGUGUUGUUUUUCAAUUGUGGUUGGGGAAUGUCCUAACACAAUGUGUCUCUCUUUGUUUGUAUUUGAUUUAUCUUAUCUAAUGCAAAUGUUUUUUCCUGUCAAAAAAAAAAAAAAAGGUACAUGAGAAAA
Trifolium pratense (red clover) is the source of this 4216-nucleotide messenger RNA. RefSeq names its product probable LRR receptor-like serine/threonine-protein kinase At3g47570. The transcript is spliced from 5 exons. Gene Ontology annotation, molecular function: protein binding; protein kinase activity; ATP binding. The record is from RefSeq and is a predicted model, not a curated record. Bases 56 to 3703 code for a protein of 1215 amino acids. Gene Ontology annotation, biological process: protein phosphorylation. Lineage: Eukaryota; Viridiplantae; Streptophyta; Magnoliopsida; Fabales; Fabaceae.